AAUGGGUAAAUUUGCUAAGGGAUUAUCUAUGUAAUUUACAAUGAAAUUAUAUUGUGCAGGUCUGGUCCGCUUGGUUCUGCUGAAUCUGGAGACUAGCAGAGCUCUUCAUGAUGCUGCGUGAGGAAGAAGAAGGUGGCUCUCUGAGCCUGACGGAGAUGUUGCUCAAAGAGCUUGAGUCUGAAGUACUGAAGUCUCAUAACUUCUGUGAUGACGAGCUGUCCCGCGACGCUCACACUCCUCCAAUGGUGAUGUCAUGGCAAGCUGCUCUCUUGAAGCCCAGUAGCAAAGACCCUCCUGAAGGUCAGUCCUUCAUGGAGAUGCUGGAUGGAGAGGUUAGAAAUGAAGCUAGUGGCAUCAAUAGCCUUUCAGAAUCAUCCAUGGAUUACAUCAUUCAGCGGUCUCAGCGGACAAACAUUAGUGAUGAAAAGCCUGCUGUGGAGCGUAUGCCUCCCAGCAUGCCUCCAUAUCCUCUUCCCAAUGCUGCAAUGCCUCCUCAUCCUGUUCCCAACACGGCACCACCUCCUCAUCCUGUUCCCAACACGGCACUACCUCCUCCUUCAAUGAUGAACCUCCCACCUCCCCAAAGUUAUGGUAUUCCGCCUCCUAAUUUGCCUUUCCCAGCAAUGGGGCCAAUCUCAGUGCCACCUCCGUCAUCUGUUCCUCCCACAGGGUGCCCCAUGGUCCCCAUGAUGUGCCCUCCCCCGGCUCCAUGCCCGCCGCCAUUCAUGAAUGGCAUGUAUCCUGCAGGGCCGGUAAAUUUCAACCAAUAUGGUCAAACGCCAUUUUAUGGAUAUGGCAACACUAACUACAGUAACACCAAUGUAUCUUUUUCGUCAGUUGCUGAAAUACCGGACACUACGCUAGCCACUCAACUCAAGCUUAAAAAGAAAAAGAAAACUAAGAAAGAGCCUAAAGAUUCAUCUGAUGCAAUAAUAUUUGCUGACGCGGCCACUAAAUCCCCCAGCCCAGAUUCUACCAAGGCUCCCACUGCGGCAAUUCAAGAAUCUGUAGCAUCCAUUGUCCCUCCUACUCCAGACUCUCCCAAAGUCGCACCUAAAACUCCAGUUGAAUCUAUAGUUGCUAAUAUGAAGCAUGUGAAGGAACACAAACUUGUCAUAAAAAUGGAUAAACGAACUUUGAAAGAGAAAACGCCCGUGAAAAUGCCCGAUAAAAAGCGAGCUGCUGUAACGGAAUAUGCCAGCGAGUCCGAUGAUGGUGGUUACGACGUUGAAGCCUACAGAAAACGACAGCUACAUCGAUCGAUUACAUCAGUAAGGCUAGAUGAGAAUGAAGGUCUUCCAGAACUGUAUUCAAAGCUGAAGAAACUAAAUGAAGAAUUAGCUAUGCUGCAAAAGAAUGAAGCAUCUAACAGCUCCGAAUCUGAAUCCUCAGAUAGCUCUAAAAAAGAACGAAAUUCUUGGUCCAAGAAGAAAAAGAAGUACGAUUUGAAGAACAAAGAAAACCAUAACAAUGGGAAAACUUUGGACAAUUCCACUUGCCGAGCAAGCCCAUUAGUGAUAUCGGAAGAAAACUCAACUGCUCAGCGAACUAAGUUAGAUGUCAGAAUCAAGAUGCUUAUUAAUGAUGAAAAGACUACUCCGAGUAGAACAUCAUCAAUUUUGACCAAGCCUGACACUCCUAUUAGAACUGCACCUGCUGAGGAGCUUCACGAUCCAAAAGGCAGGACUGUCUCUUUCGAAAAGCUUCCUCCGCCUUCAGCUGCCAUCGUAGCUGCUAGAUAUUCUCAGCCACUCGAUAGAGCUCCAUCUCCUUUUCUUUCCAAAGAAAUAUAUCAUUACUGGCACAAAGAGUCGGUCAAAUUUCGCAAGUUUUUGAAGAAAUCCCCCAAAUUUAUUCAUAUUGAUGCUUUUGGUCGAUACAAAUUUCGCAAGAACAGAUUUGCACCAGUCACUAAAAAUACGUUGCGUUCUGCUGAAGCUUUGAAUAUUUAUUCAAUGCUGGAUCGAAAAUUGGUAAAAAAUACGGCGUCUUUAGAGAAAAAAGCUUCAGAAGAUCACGAGAAGGCCGCCGUGUCGGCUGAAAUCGAAGAAGAUUUAAAGCGGCUUGAAGCCAUCACUCGCGAGCUUCAAAUGUUGGAAGAGGAGGAGAGGAAGGCCCAGGAAGGAAGUAUCAACGAGUAUGACGAUGCACAGCUACUCGAGACUGCUGAUCAGCAUGACAAGAUGAACAAAUUGGACCAUAACGAUUCUCUCUUGGAAGUUUCUGAUGACUAUAAAAAAUUAGAAGAAAUUCGGCGGCAGCUCCGAGAAUUGGAGGAAGAAGAAGCCCGUGAGCAGAGCCAAUUAUUGACGUCCCGAGACGAUAAAACAGCUCCUAAAGAAACCGACGCUAUUCUUGACGAUAAAUUCGACAGCGAUUGCGCUACUUUUGAUGUGGAAAGUCUUCAAAAGACCUUAUCUGCUGAGCUGAUGAAAACGGAUAGUCCAAAUCCGGGAACGAACUGUGUUCAAGAACGAAAAUCUGAACCUGAAAAUGUUACUCAGAAGGCCAAGAAUAAUAGGGGUGUAAAAAGGGCCCCGGAUGAGCAUCUUAUUUCUCUCGUAAUGAGUUCUGUGAUGGAGGAACUUAAGAAAGAUUUGAAGACUUCCAUAGCCAACAAUCUCAUGCAGAACCAGCAUAAGAAGCUGGAUGCUUUCGCAAGCAAGAAACAGAAAACAGAAGCUUGAAGAAAAUGAUUCGGUGAUAAGAGUAGUUUCUGCAAUCUCUACAUUUUCAUAUAAAAAAAGUAGAAUCGAAGUUGAGCUUAUAACAUAAGUUUGUCUUUAGUGCCCGUAGUAAUAUGCCUAUAGUUGCUGUUGUACACAUUUCUGCCUUGCGAUCUCGUCUGGUAUUUGUGUUGUACAUAUUCUUUAAAAAUGUGUAUUUUCAAUAGAGCUCAACUCUUCAUCAACUGCUUGUACUAUAACGCAUUACUUUUUUUGCUUUUCUAACAUGGAACUACUAGUAGCAUUGUGUUUGUUGCGACGUUGGCCAUCUGACGAACGUGUAUCGUAGCCAUCAGACGUACGUGUAUUGUAAAUUCUUUUGUCACUUGAGCGCUUUGCGUAAUUUUAAACUUAUAAUAGUAAUUGCCAGCGUCUUAAAUUGUUUCUGAAAGGAAUGAAAUUUGGUGGUCGUAAUUAUGUUUUUGAUACCAAGUACUGUUUUUUUUUUCUUUGACUUCGGUAACUCUAAAAUCAAUAUCCAAGAUUUUAUGUGCUCUAUAAUAACAUUCUUAAUGCCGAUUAAGAGCAUUAUUAUUUCAAGAAAUUUGAAUUUUAAAUCAGUCUCUGGACGGUUAAAUUGAUUAUAAUCCAGUUGAAGGUCUUUUUGUUGAUAUACCUCAGAGUUUAAUGCAUUUGCUGUAAUGUUGAAGCCUAGUUUACCUUAGUUAAUAUUAGUUAAUUUUAGGUAGUAUUUUUCUGGAAAAUUCUUCAUCACAGUAAAUAUUCUUGACCA
Molecule: messenger RNA, 3459 nt
Organism: Hyalella azteca
Lineage: Eukaryota; Metazoa; Arthropoda; Malacostraca; Amphipoda; Hyalellidae
Exons: 1
Coding region: 108-2687 (859 amino acids)
Source: RefSeq, a predicted model, not a curated record